AUGAGUGAGUUCGUCACAGAGGCAUUCACUCUUCUGGGUGUCGCUAUUGUGGUUAUUGGUCUCAGAACCACGGCACGAUGGAUUAUGGUCGGCCCUAAGAACUUCCAGGCGGAUGAUUAUAUUAUGCUGGUGGCAUGUGUUGUGUACGGGCUGGAAACCGCUGCUGCAUAUAUGGUCGGCGCGUGGUUUGAUGGUCUCGCAAACAAUUCUAUGACAGACGAAGAACGAGCCACCCUAUCUCCUGACUCGCAUGAAUAUCAUUUGCGGGUGGGAGGCUCCAAGGUCCAGGUGACCGGUUGGUCGCUAUAUACGUUGCUGUUAUGGCUGUUAAAGACAUGCAUGGCUAUUUUUUACUCGCGAUUGACUGCCGGACUGAUCAACAUGCGUGUACGAAUCCACGUUGCCUAUGUCUUGAUUGCGUCAACCUAUAUUGUGACCCUUUGUUCGAUUCUAUUUGGGUGCCAUCCCAUGCACAAAAACUGGCAGAUCAACCCAGACCCCGGCAAUCACUGCCAGCCCGCUGUCUCCAAAAUUGACAUUUACGUGACUGUUGUACUCAACGUCGUGACAGAUAUCUACCUCAUCAGUAUCCCCGCCCCGAUGCUAUUUAAAGCCCGACUACACUGGCGCGAAAAACUCGAACUCCUCGUCCUCUUCAGUGGAGGUCUAUUCGUCAUGAUGUGCGGCAUCCUCCGCUGUGUCUUAAUUUUAACAGCUGGCGCAAACGGCGCUGAACAAGCCGGCAGCUGGGCCUGUCGCGAAACCUUCGUCGCCGUCGUAAUCGGCAACGUCCCCAUGAUAUACCCUCUCGUCCGCCGCCUCGCCCGUCGCGCAGGCCUAUACCUCACAACAAGAACCGGUGCAUCCGAAAGCUACCAGCUGUCCGAAGGAGAUACCGGAGGCGGUUAUGUCAAGCGGAAGAAGUUUAAGCACCCCCUAUCGCUUCCGGCUGAUACGCAGUGGAAUACUGUCAGCGAUGAACAAAUGAUACUACCCACGUCACGCCAACAGCCCCCGACUUGUUCGGCUGGGGAUGGAGACUGGGAUACGGCUAGCCAUGGGAGCCACGGAGGUGGGAUCAAGGUUGUUCACGAGACUAUUGUACACAGCGCGGAAAAGAAGUCACGAUCAUAG
This is a messenger RNA of Penicillium pulvis, 1134 nucleotides long. RefSeq lists its product as uncharacterized. The coding region runs from base 1 to 1134 and encodes 377 amino acids. NCBI's taxonomy places the organism in Eukaryota, Fungi, Ascomycota, Eurotiomycetes, Eurotiales, Aspergillaceae. The record is from RefSeq and is a predicted model, not a curated record. The transcript has 6 exons.